This is a messenger RNA of Doryrhamphus excisus (bluestripe pipefish), 5380 nucleotides long. RefSeq names its product rho guanine nucleotide exchange factor 12. Gene Ontology annotation, molecular function: G protein-coupled receptor binding; guanyl-nucleotide exchange factor activity. Gene Ontology annotation, biological process: G protein-coupled receptor signaling pathway. Gene Ontology annotation, cellular component: cytoplasm. The record is from RefSeq and is a predicted model, not a curated record. NCBI's taxonomy places the organism in Eukaryota, Metazoa, Chordata, Actinopteri, Syngnathiformes, Syngnathidae.
UCGUAUCGAUUCGCCCACCCUAUCUGUGGCGAGGGGAAGAGGACAGAAGAGGCAAAGUAUUUCCUUUUUCUAUUUGCAGGAAUGUUUGGUUGAAAACAAAUGGAUGACAAAGCAAAAGCAAUCACACCGAGGUGAUGCCGAUGACAAAGGACGACAUAGGCGUCCGAGGAUAACUUUGGAUUUGGGACUGUUUGUGAUAACACGGUGUCAUGACGGAACACUUUCCCACGGAAAAGCAAGAUACACCCGUCUCGGGGUUGUAAGGAAAGUACAAUUCCGGAGUUUUUCCCUUUUUGGGUGCAGCCAAAGACUGCUAGAAUGGAGUAAGAUCCAAAGGGGAAAACUGCAAUUCCACAUAGGAGCGGCAUUUUUUAUUUUAAACAGGAAACACUCCCAGAAAAGUAUAACGGACUAAAAGUUUUUGGGUGGACGCACCUACCCACAGGACUCUAGUAGCUGGAAUAACACUCAAUAAAAGAGUAAAACGGCUCAAUAAAAAUGUACUUCGGGUGAAGAGGUUGGUGAAAUCGCCAGGGAAGCCCAAUGAGUGGGACGCAGUCAACACUCACUGAUAGGACCCCAAGCAUUCUCAACAAGGAGCCGACGGAAAGGAAAGCAAAGAAUGACAAAUCCUCUGUCUUGCUCAAACAGGAGUUUGACCCCACUGGCCUUGUCCAGCGAUGUGUGAUAAUCCAGAGAGAUGAAAAUGGAUUUGGGUUGACAGUGAGUGGAGACAACCCUGUGUUUGUGCAGCUGGUCAAGGAAGAUGGAGCAGCAAUGCGAGCGGGCGUGCAGACAGGAGAUCGAAUCAUUAAGGUUAACGGGACAUUAGUCACACAAUCCAACCACAUAGAGGUCGUAAAGCUUAUAAAAUCCGGCUCCUACGUAGCCCUCACAGUGCUGGGUAGACCUCCAGGUCUUCCCCAGAUCCACCUGGAGGAGCAUGAUGACGACGACAAGGAGGCGCAUGAGGAGGAUGAGGGAAAAGAGGAGGGAGACUCCAACCACAUGAUGCAGAAGUCACCUGGUGGGGAGCGACGCUGCAGCGCCCCCUGCAGCGCCCCCUGCAGCGCCCCCUGCAGCGCCCCCUGCAGCGCUCCCUGCGGCGCCUCCUGCAGCGCCCCCUGCAGCCCUGAGGCACACCUUGCCUCCCCUCUGCCUGAUGGGGACGGAGCCACAGUGUCUCGAAUGACUGAGGCAGAGGAAGGGGAUCAUGGCGUGUCCUCACUCGGUGACGCUGCUAACGAGGGGCUUUGUACAAACAACAUACUGUUGAGCGGCGGCGGUCGAGGCCCCGUCCUCCCUGAGACAGGAGAAACGCCCCGUCAGAGCCCCAACGUCAGCCACCGAGAUGGGCUCAACUCCUGCUCGUCGCCUGAUGCCGAGGAUGCCCCCGACACGGACACCAGUGCCCAGUGCAUUGUGAGUAGCCCUCCAUACUUCCUCCACCCUCAAAUAAUCGGAGCGGAAGACGACUACUUUGACUCGCAGCAGGAGCAGAUUAACGGGCAGUGCAGCUGUUUCCAGAGCAUCGACUUGCUGAAGUGUCGACCCGCUCACCUCGCCGUCUUCCUGCAUCAUGUGGUCUCCCAGUUUGACCCCGCCCCUCUGCUGUGUUAUCUCUACGCCGACAUACACAAGCAAACAAGCUCCAAAGAAAAUCGUCGCUUCUUCAUGGAAUUCCACUCCCUCUUCAUGGAUCGCACAGCUAACCUUAAAGUCCCAGUUCCGGAUGCAGUCGCAGCAGAACUUGAGAAGCGCAGGCUGGAGUUAAUCCCAGAGGAGGUGUGCAAACAGUACACACAAACCCUGCAGGACUCGCUGCUAACAGACCUCCACAAGAACCUGGACGACUUCAGACAGAAGCGCAGCAUGGGACUGACGCUGGCUGAGGACGAGCUCUCCAAAAUAGACUCAGACAAUGGAGGAAAGGACCCGCUGGCCUGGGACAGAGAAUGCUCCUGUGCCGAACACAUUCUCUCCAAGAUUGAGGACAUCUUGUUGACGUCGCAGCCCACCGAGGAGGAGAAGUGCCAAACCAUGCAGUAUGUCAUUCUCACCUACAUGAAGCACCUCGGGGUUAAAGUGAAAGAGCCUCGUGGCUUGGAGCAGAAAAGAGCACGCAUCAAUUUCCUACCCAAGAUUAAGAAGAGCAUCAAGCCUGAGAAGGAAGGCGAGGAGAAAGUAAGGAAGCCUCGUUUUCCCAAUAUCCUUGUUCCUCCGCGCCGCCUCAGCAGAGUGGACUCCACCUCAGUCGGCAAGGCGGCGGAGGUGAACAAGCAGCGUUCGCCAAAGCUCCUCCCCCAGGCAGCCUUUGGCAUCCCUGAGCCUCCAGACUCGUCCCCUUCAAAUUCCGGACGCAUCCGUGGCAGUCAGCUCAGCGAGGGAUCCGACACCGGCAGCCACGUUUUGCCUUUGAACGCCUCUUCCACUCAUAGCUCCCCCACCGCUUUGACCUCAGACACCAGCGGACAGGACUCAGACACCAAUGUGUCUCCGUUCUCCAUCCAGCCGCGACUGGGCGAGGUUCUGGCAUCUGCCGACCACCAGGAUGGUGUCUCCAGUCCGACAAGCACUCAGUUUGACUUCAGCCCUUCCAACCUGGAACACCUACAGGAGGAAGGAGACCAGGACACUUUCAGGAUGGAGGUGCAGUGUGCGGUGAGCGCGACUGACGUCCAGAGCGAGGAUGACCAAGUGUGCGAGGCGGAGAGAGAGGAGGACCCUCCGAACUGGCAAAGCCUGGUCAGCCGAGACGUGCUGGCCGGCCUGACGCCGCAGGAGAUCAAGAGACAAGAAGUCAUCAACGAGCUCUUCUACACCGAGCGAGCCCAUCUUCGCAUGCUCAAAGUGCUGGAUGGCGUUUUCUACCAGAGGUUGAGCAGAGAUGCUGUUCUGCCUGCAGAGGAUAUCAAGAACAUCUUCACCAACCUGGAGGAGAUCAUUCAGCUGCAUGUUUCCUUAACGGAGCAAAUGACAGCGAUCAGGAAGAGGAGUGAGACGUCUGUCAUCGGUCAGAUUGGCGACGAUCUGUUGGCUUGGUUCAGUGGUGAGGAAGAGGAGAAGAUAAAAAGAGCAGUGGCCACUUUCUGCAGCAACCAGCCGUCUGCACUGGAGCUCAUCAAGACCAAGAAGAAGAAAGACCAGAGGUUUUCUUUGUUCAUGCGGGAGGCCGAGAGAAACCGCCUGUGUCGCCGGCUGCAGCUCAAGGACAUCAUCCCUGUGGAGAUGCAGCGAGCCACCAAGUACCCGCUUCUGCUGGAGAAAAUAGCCAAGUACACGGAGGACGACAAGGAGGACGCCGAGAAGGUGAAAAAAGCUGGGGAAUGCUGCAAGCAGAUCCUCAACCAUGUCAACCAAGUAGUCAAAGAGGCUGAGAACAAGCAGAGGCUGCUGGAUUAUCAGAGAAGGUUGGACAUUUCUUCUCUCAAACCCAACGAGAACCCGCUCAUCCUGGAGCUGAGGAAUCUUGACCUCACCAAGAGGACGAUGGUCCACGAAGGACCACUCUCCUGGAAAGUCAACAAAGACAAAAGAAUCGACCUCUACACGCUCCUCCUGGAGGACAUUCUGGUUCUGCUCCAGAAGCAGGACGAACGUCUGCUGCUGAAGUUCCACAGCAAGAACGUGGCCAGCGUGGCCGACACCAAACUCACCUUCAGCCCCGUCAUCAAACUCAACACCGUGCUGGUCCGGCCCGUCGCCACCAACAAAAAGUCCUUCUUCGUGCUGUCCAUGUCGGACAACGGGGCUCAGAUCUACGAGCUGACGGCUCAGAGCGUGUCCGACCAGAGAACGUGGCAGUGUUUGAUCACACAAUGCGCCGAUGCCAUGAAGGCCAAAUCGCACAGCAGCGACGCACCUCCAACUUCACCUGAGGGUGUGCAGGACGCCAUUGAGAUCAUCAGCUGUGGGAUGGAGAAGCCCAGCAAAGAUGGGAACGAACCCUCAGAGUCUUCAGACAUCCAAGCUCCUGCCACAACUCUCCGGAGUCCUUUCGAUGGCAUGAAAUCCGAGGAUGAGGAGGAAGUGGAAGUGGAGGCAGAGGAGCGGUCUGUUGUGGAAAGACAGGAGGAAGAGGAAGAAGACGUGGAAGUGGAUGAGGAGGAACUAGAGGCCUUCCUGGAUGGUCACCUGGGCGACAGGUUAUCCUUCCUGCAGGAGGGCUGUCGUCAAGGCAUUGCCGUAGAGAGCGGAGAGAGUGAGACGUUUGCACCUCCACCCUCCAAAGCUGAAGAAGCUCUGCGGACAUUGGUGAUGCUCAAGCAGCUUCUUUUCAACCACAUGACGGCCAGUGAGGCCAAAGAGGUCACAGAGGAGAAUAGUGAAGGUCCUGGUUGUCAAGUGACCUCCUCGCCUGAGACACCCAAAGGACCUUCAGCUGGGCUUGAAGAGGGCGGAGCUUGUGAAAGCUCACAAAAAGAAGACACUCAGACUGAGCACAAUGGUGGCUUUGUGGUUCUGGAUCCAGGCGGAGCCUCUGAGGACGACGACGGUGGCGGAGAUACGGGGAUCGACAUGAGCAAGUUGCUGUCCUCCUCCUCGCAGAUGGACGGCGGCGGACCCAAGCUGAGCCGCCAGCUCAUGACGCACCUGCGCCUCCUGCAGGCCGACCUGCAGUACCUCAAGGAAGUGGAGAUGAAGUUCAAGCAGCUGCAAAGGACACUGACUGACACGCCAACAGAUUCGGAUAAUGAUGGCGUUCAGUGACGACAGGCUUCCCGUCAUCAUCAUAAGGACUUGAAGGCAUCACAGAACAAACACUGGAGAUGGUGGCGUAUUCUCCCAAUCACACUGGACACAGGGCGGAGGUCACACGGAUGACCCCUUGGGACUCGAACAGAACAUGGAUGGACAACUUCUUCGUCUCGUGGUUGUUAUGAGUCUCUAAAAGCGCUACACUCUCUGCUCCUCUUGCUUCGGGUACACCACAACGACUCGCCACACUCACAGGCCGCAAGACUGCACACAUCUCAUUAAGGAAUUAAAUAUCAUUUAAAAAAAAAAUAUAUAUAUAUAUAUACAUAUAAAUAUAUAUCUAAACACAGAGGAUUGUUCAAACUCUUAAUUGUAAAUUAACAUGAUGUACAAUUCUGACUGUAUAUCAAAGGUUUAUAACUUUUUUUUAAUCCACAAAGCACAUUUAAUAAUGUUUUAACAACCAAAAAAGAAGCCAACAUAUCCCUGCAGUAUUAACCUUAGUUCUAGUUGGACUGCAAUGAUUUUAACCCUGUUAAUUAACGCUUACUGAUAUUGUGGGAAAUAUCUGUUUAGAGUUUCAUGGCGUCAUGCUAUUUAUUUCUUUUAAAGGCUCCGCCCACCGCUGUCAGAUCUGCAAUGUACAUGUACGUCUCCUGUCAAAUAAAAACAUGAGAAAAUC